This is a messenger RNA of Linum tenue, 4462 nucleotides long. NCBI's taxonomy places the organism in Eukaryota, Viridiplantae, Streptophyta, Magnoliopsida, Malpighiales, Linaceae. The record is from the annotation of a GenBank genome assembly.
AGAUGGAUUCGCAUUGGCUUGAGAAAGCUUCCAGGGGAUACAUUAUUGGGCCACGUCGGAUUUCCCAUAUCUCCGCUUCGCUUCGGAUUGCGUACGUGGCGUUCCCCGUUCUUAUUUGUGGUCGAGCUUCGUUGUCGCCAUUGCUGCUCCCUCCACUCGGAUAAAAUAAAAAAAUCUAGCUCUCCCUCCCUGUGAGUGUGACGAUAGAGAAUCCUCGAUGCGGAUAAACUGGGACAACAUAAAAAAUCUCUGCCCGCCAUUGCUGAUUCAGUUCGGCUUUCACUUCUCCCAAUUAGUUUGGAAAAUUCAAUUCGUACAACUCUGAUAGCAGCAGCUAGGAUAAAAGAUGCAGAGAAUCUUCGGCGCUAAGAAGAACAAGGAUCCUCCUCCUUCCAUCUCCGAUGCCUCCGAUAAGAUUACUAAAAGGGGCGACACUGUGGAAGAGAAGAUUAAAAAGCUGGACGUUGAGCUCAGCAAAUACAAAGAACAGAUUAAGAAAACACGACCUGGACCUGCUCAGGAGGCCAUUAAAGCACGUGCCAUGAGGGUUCUUAAACAGAAGCGCAUGUAUGAGGGUCAGCGUGACAUGCUCUACAACCAGACUUUUAACCUGGAUCAAGUUGCUUUUGCUGCUGAGGGUAUUAAAGAUGCUCAACAAACUAUGUCAGCUCUGAAGUCUGCCAACAAAGAGUUGAAAGGGAUGAUGAAAACUGUUAAGAUUCAAGAUAUAGAUAACUUGCAAGAUGAGAUGAUGGACCUGAUGGAUGUUAGUAAUGAAAUCCAAGAAACUCUGGGUAGAAGUUAUAACGUGCCUGAUGACAUUGAUGAGGAUGAACUCAUGGGUGAACUUGAUGCUCUGGAGGCAGACAUGGGAUUUGAAACCGAAGGUGAUGGCGUGCCAUCGUAUUUGCAGCCUGACAAGGAACCAGAUCUGGAUUCAGAACUCAACCUGCCUACGGCACCUAUGGGACAUGCUGCUAGACCCCAGGCUGAGGAUGAAUUUUCACUACCAGCUGUUCCACGGGCAUCCCUUCGUGGCUAAUGCAGUAGUAGUCUGUACUUACUACCCUUGUGCAUAAUCAAAUUGGAGAGAGAAUCGGCCUUGGAAGGGAAGGGAAGGGAAGGUUAUUAUUAUCAUCAAACACAAUGUGCAGAAUAACAUAUCAUUCUUAACUGGGUGUGCUUGGUGGUGAUUGAGAGGGAUGGCUUAUGUUUGGCAGAGUUCUUCGGUCUUCCUUUUUUUGUUUUUUUUUAUAAAGGACAAACUGCUCUACCAUGGACAUCAGAGGCGUAGUUAUAUGUAACGUUCUGUGAUUGUGAAUGGCAUUGACAUACAAGGGCGUAAUUAUCAUCUUUUUUAGACUUGUAAUAUUACUACUCUUUUUCUUUUAUCAAUGAGAUAACAUUGUUCACUUUCAUGUUGAACUAAAUCUAAAUACAAAGAGUCGUAGUUUCAAUCUGGAACCCUUCAGUUAUAUAAAAGAAAAAAAGGGGUAUACAAUACACGAUGUAUACUUUUGAGAAAUGUAGAGACGGAGGCAAUCAACGGUUCUGUUAAAUUUGCUUCUGGUUUCAUGAAGUUCACCAUCUGCAAGCCGCCGAUGCUAUCGGACUCUCCGGCCUGAGAUAUGGAGGAAGGUGGGAUGUUGAGCACCAUCUUCAGUUUCACUAAUGUACUCUGAUGGUAUAUUUGGUUUGGGGAUCUAGGGAUUUGGAUUUUGUCAACACGUAGCUGAGAGAGAGGGGGUAAAACUCAACUCGAAGUAAGCAAAGACGGAAACCAAUUCAGCAGAUCAUCCUUCCAAAUUAGUCCACCCGAAGUCACGGUCAGUAGCCGAACUGUUUUCUGCAUAUCUCAUCAACCAGGAUAUGGCGAAUGAGCUGGACGGCUUCCACUUCGAGCAGAACCACGGCAAGGCGAGGGUGAGGGUCGCCAGAGUCUGGCGGGCCGAUGGCGGCGGCGAUCACUCCAUGGUGGAAUGGAGCGUCAACAUCACCCUUUUUUCCGACUGCAUCAACGCUUACGUUCGUGACGACAACUCCGACAUCGUCGCCACUGACACCAUGAAAAACACCGUAAUUGACUUCACACCCUCUACUUGAUUUACCCUUUUGUUUCACCUCCGAUUCGGGAUCGUUGAGAUGAAUUGAAAUCCCUUUUCUGUUUCCCCCUUCACCACUAGGGAUGCAUUCACUCAUAUGUUUGAGAUUCCUAGAUUUGGAGCUAGGGAUUUUGUUUCAGUUCUUAUCUGGAUAUCUGAUGGUUCAAUCAAACAGUAACCCUUGGGAAGUGGCAAGAGUUCAUUUAUGUAGUCAGCAGCUUGGCUAAUCCUGUUUGCCGUGUCUUGUUCACUUUCCUAUUCCCUGCGUUGUGGAAAUGGUGUGUAGGUGUAUGUGAAAGCGAAAGAGUGUUCCCAACAGCUUUCAGCAGAGGAGUUCGCAAUUUUGCUUGCGAAGCACUUCACAGCGUUCUACCCGCAGGUAACAUCAGCAAUUGUCAAGAUAGUGGAGAAGCCAUGGGAGCGCAUCAACUUAAAUGGGCAACCACAUGAACAUGGUUUUAAACUUGGAAAUGAGAAACAUACAACAGAGGCCGUAGUCAAGAAGUCUGGUGGGUUGAAGUUGACUUCUGGAAUUGCAGGACUGUCUGUACUGAAAACUACCCAGUCAGGUUUUGAAGGGUUUGUCAGGGACCAGUAUACUGCUCUUCCUGAAACCCGUGAGAGGAUGCUGGCCACUGAAGUCACUGCCAUAUGGAGAUAUUCGUACGACUCCAUCUCCAAAGUCCCUCAGAAACCCCUUUACUUCAAUGAGAGAUAUUUGGAUGUGAAGAAUGUAGUUCUCAGCACAUUUUUUGGUCCUCCCAAGGGCGGAGUAUAUAGUGCUUCCGUUCAAAGCACUCUUUUCCAAAUAGAGAAGGCCGUACUGAUAAGAUUCCCUGACAUAUCAUCUGUCCAACUGAAAAUGCCAAACAUCCACUUCUUACCCGUCAAUAUUUCAACCAAGGACAACACGAUUGUGAAGUUCAACGAUGACGUGUUUCUGCCAACUGACGAGCCUCAUGGAUCAAUAGAAGCAACUCUCAGUCGCUUCUGGGCAAGAAUGUAGAACAAGGAGAAGAAGAAGAUACAGCAAGAGGGAUCAUGUUGUGAGUUUCUGACUUUUGCUUUCACGCCAUGUAAUAAGCUGCAAUGCAGGACCAAAUGUAAAUUACAGUGUGCAUUAGACAAUAAUAAUGUGACAGAAACCGGACACAUUACUAUUACAUGGCGAGUCUCCCUGCCUCCGUCCCUCGGUUAACUCUCAUCAUACUGAUUGAUAGUCUAGAAAACAAAGGGGAUGAUACACUUGACAUGAGGAGGGAAAUCAUCGAACUUGGAGAGGUACCACUCUCUGGUUGCUUUGCUCCUUCCCAUCAGGUAGAGACUUGUCCCGACUGCGACGCAGAAGGAAUAGAUGGUCUGCGAGAUGAGGGCGAUACCGUAGAAACCCAGGAUCUCAAACAGAUAAUGAGGGCAAAUCACCAGCUCAAACAUCCCACCCUUGGGGAUCUUGUACUCUUUCUUCUUGCCGUCAUCGCCGGACGAUCUCAGCUUGGAGAGCAAGUAACGGUGGUAGAAAUUGCCUGUGAUUCCAACGAGGAAGAGCACGAUUCCAUAGAGCUUCAAAUCCACCGCUGGAUCUGGGAGCAGAGCCUCCUGCGUCAAAAGCUGGGUGUAGAUUGUGAGGGCUGUAACGGUGAAGUAGCUUAGACUGAUCGGAAUCGCUGUUCCGGCGGCCACUGUACCACUGAACUUGUGUACGAACAGUGUCUACAAUCAAGGAAUAGAAAUCAUCAACUUUCCGAUCUUGAUAAUUGGACUCCACUGAAUUGAAUUGGAACUGUGAGUGCGUUUGUACCUCGAGUACCCUUUUGAAGAAAUGCAAGGCGAGGGCGGACUCAACGAGGAGGAGCCUGGAAGAUGAAGCCCCGUUUCCGCCAUGGUUAUGAUGGAGAAAGAGCAGGGAGGCAAAGGCGGCGAGGAAGGCCGGUGUGUAGGCCACAAGCAUCCCGGCUCUGCUGGGGAUGGAGGACCAGGACGAAUUCGCCGUCGAAGUAGAAGCGGACGGUUGGUCGGAGAACUUGGAGUACUUCAUGUGCUUGCCUCGGAGCUCCGACACACCGGCGUUCCCCAGCGACACUACUCCCACCACCGACAUCGCCGCGACCAGCAGCGACGGCGGCGGUUGGAACAUUACCGCUCUCACCAAACUCAUCACCCCCUCCAUUUCUAUCCCAAUUCCGGUUUCGAUUUUCUUCCCAAUUAUGAAACCACGGCUCUACUGAGUAGUCGUACUGAUCGCUCUGCUUUUUCCUCUGCUUUUUAUUUUCUCCGCUUUUCCUGUUCUCCAACUCCAAGGGCUUUGUUUCUGGGCUGUCUAGUAAAGCAGUCGUUUGGAAGCCCAAUUAUGGGGAAACUUG